GUAUAGCCUGUAUGGCUUUUGUGCCAAUAAAAGUUAACCAACCAACCAACCACUUGCCGAUAUCAAUCACUAACACCAAAAAUCAUAUUUUUCUUUAAGAACAAAUCGUUUUUUUAAAACUUAAAACGUAUAUAAUCUCUAGAUAAUAAAAAAAACUUUAUGUUGCUCUCUGUUACCAUUAAUUUUUAUACUUCAGAACGUAUCAAACGCAUACUACUUAUGAGUUUCAUUGAGAGACUACUGCAAAACUCCCUAAAUCGCAUAGACAAUUGGUCCAAGAUCAAUGGUUUUACUUUUAAUACAGAGAAGACCUCAUGCAUCCACUUUUGCCGAAGGCGUGGUAUGCACCUGGAUCCGGAAAUUCACCUAAACGGGGAUAAAAUCCCAAUGGUGAAUGAAACUAAGUUUUUGGGUGUUUCUUUCGACAAAAAACUGACAUUUCUGCCACACUUACGCAACAUGAAGAGUAGAUGUUUAAAAUCUUUAAACCUUUUAAAUGUUGACCUUAGCUUAAAGCAAUUUCCAAAGGAAUCCACCCCAGACUAUGUCUACAGGCAGCACUUUGCAGAAAUUCAACACCGUGACAGGAAUUUAAUUUUUAUUUACACAGAUGGAUCUAAAUCUGAUGAUUACGUUGGCUCAGCCUUUAUCUGCCAGGAUGAAAUCAUGGCAGAACAAAUUGCAUUGAAUUCUUCCAUCUUUUCUGCAGAGUUGUAUGCUAUUUAUUUAGCUUUAAAGUAUAUAAAUAGGAAAGGUCAUCGUUUCUGCGUUAUUUACACUGACUUAGUUAGUGCACUUCAGGCUUUGAUUUCACGUGAACCUUGUUCUCACUCUAUAGUGAUUAAAAUUUGCAAAUUGUUUUGCCAUCUUCCUGCGAGUAAUUUCUUUGUAAAAUUUUGUUGGGUCCAUGUAGGUAUAAAAGGGAAUGAAGAAGCUGACGCAGCUGCAAAGUCAGCUAGUCCUUUACAGCAUAUAAUGCGUAUUGACAGAGAUGAUUUGAAGCUAGUAGUUAAAAAACGACUAGCAGAGAGAUGGCAAAACGUGUGGAAUGCACAAGUCCACAAUAAACUACAUGUGAUCAAACCAAUUAUAGAAAAUUGGACACAUAAUAAACAGUAUGACAGGAGAUCUGAAGUAAUUCUUACUCGUUUGAGAAUUGGGCAUAUUCGGUUGACUCAUCAAUACCUUUUGAAGGGUGAAGGCCAGCCAGUAUGCGAGUAUUGCAACUGCUUUCUAAGUGUAAAACACAUGCUUUGCAACUGCACAGCUUAUGAUCAAAGUCAUAGACAGCAUUUUGGAAAUGCAAGUUUGAGAGAGAUUUUGGGCCAGAGGCCAAAUCUUGACAAAUUAUUGAACUUUUUGAAAGUGAAUAAUAUUUAUAAACAUAUUUAAUUAUUUAUCUA
Messenger RNA from Centruroides sculpturatus (bark scorpion), 1403 nucleotides. RefSeq lists its product as uncharacterized. The transcript has 2 exons. The record is from RefSeq and is a predicted model, not a curated record. NCBI's taxonomy places the organism in Eukaryota, Metazoa, Arthropoda, Arachnida, Scorpiones, Buthidae. Gene Ontology annotation, molecular function: nucleic acid binding; RNA-DNA hybrid ribonuclease activity. Bases 160 to 1392 code for a protein of 410 amino acids.